AUAUACUUUGGGAUAGGAAGUGAACGUGGCAGUUGAGAGUUCUUUCCCCUCCCUCUGCUGAUGGUGAGCCACCAGCAUAUAUGCUGGUCUUUGUUUCUUUUUUUUUUUUUUUUUAAGAAAAUGGCUGUAGGGCUCUAGGAAUCUGACUUUUCUCCUCUCUGCAAGGACUGUAUGUGGUCACGUAUGACCAAGGUAAAGAAAUGGCUUGUCCCAAACAUUGUACUAAAAGGAACUGUCCGGCUUAGCUGUUUUUUGCGAAAGGCAUAGUUGAGUUAAUUUAGGCUGCACUGUCUCCCGGCAAAAUGCUUUACUUGACUGUUGUCAAAUGUAUUUUGCAUUUUUAUACAGGUAAGAUUUCUCUGGACUGGUCCAUCUGGAACCUUCAGCUCCGAAAUCGGCACGUUCUGAGCACACUCUUUUCUGCCCCGAUUAUUAAACUCAGGUGUCUCUAGUCCCACCCAAGCAGACUCCUCUGCUGUGUCUUUCACCUUCCUGUUUUCGUUGUUUAAAGUGAACGUUUGGAGCAUGGUAAUAAUCUGCCAAGAAUUCAACAGCACUUGGGCUUGGGAGAUGGAAAAAAAAGGAUACCUAGAAAUGAGUGUUGAGUGCAAACUGGGGAUUCUGAAGUAUCUCUGCGAAUGUCAGUUUGAUGACAAUCUAAAGUUUAAGAAUAUAAUUAACGAGGAGGAUGCUGACGCCAUGCGUCUGCAGCCCAUUGGUCGAGACAAGGAUGGCCUGAUGUAUUGGUAUCAGCUGGAUCAAGAGCAUAAUGUCAGGAUGUACAUAGAGGAACAGGAUGACCAGGACGGAUCCACGUGGAAGUGCAUUGUUAGAAACCGCAAUGAGCUUGCCGAGACCCUCGAGCUCUUGAAAGCGCAAAUUGAUCCUGCCCUGUUGAAAAACAACAAUUCUCAGCAGGAGAAUUCAUCACGUGAAAGCCCGAGCUUAGAAGAGGAAGACACCAAGAAGGGUGAAGAACCAUCUACACAAGAAAAUCAAUUAAAAAUCAAAGAAGAAAAAGAGGAGGUGGAGGAACAGUCAGUGGAAUUGGAAGGCCUUCCUCUUCCUGUGGUCAAAGACGAUGAAAAUGUGCUGAAAAUGGAGAAAGUGGAAGAAAAAGACAUUAUAAAAUUACCAGUAAUAGUAAAAUUAGAGAAACCUUCAGAAUACAAUGACGAAAAGCAAACCGUCAAAGAAGAAAGUGACUCCUUUAAAGAAAACGUCAAGCCCGUUAAAGUAGAGGUGAAGGAAAAUAAAAUAGAAGCAAAAGACUUGAAAGAAGUAAAAAGUACGGACAAAAUAGCAGUUCAUGAGCCGGAGAGGUUAGAAUUUUGUGUUAAUGUCAAAACUCCACAAGAAAUUGUGGAGAAAUCUGUGGAGGAAAGUGAGAAACUUAAAAAUGACCAGCAGGCAAAAAUACCGCUUAAAAAGCGAGAGAUCAAGCUGACGGAUGACUAUGACAGUCCUAUAAAGGGGCCCCUGUGUAAAUGUGUUACUCCAACAAAAGAUGUCUUGAAGGAAGAAGGGAAGCCAGAAGAAGAAGCUUUUAAGAGAGUCCCUACAAUUACUGCUUUAUGUCCUGAUGGGAAGGUACUGGUAAAUGGAGAGGUUAGCUGUGAAAAAAUAACCCCAAGUGUCAUACAAAAUAAUAAGUCAGAACACUCUGCUAGCACAAAGGAAGACAGCGGCUCGUUAAAAGAGAGAAAUGGGAAAAGUGGGGAAAAGGUAUCAGACUCCCUAAAGGUAUCCGACUCUGUCAGUAAAAUUAUAAAAGCUUGCGAGGUGGAGAAAAAUGCGGUACCUGUGGUGAAAGAGAUAGGGGCUGUGGUCUCUGAGGUUUCUAAUCAGAAAGUGCCUUUAAAGGAGGAAUCUAGUCCUGUGGAAAAAGAGUCCCUUGACAGAAUAACAGCUGAAACGGUAGCGGAAGAGUCUUCUAACCCUGAGGACUGUGCCAAAACAACCGAAGAGAAGCUAGCCAUGAAAAUCAAAAAGGACGGACUACCGUCCCCCAAAGAAUGCUUAGAGAAGCUAGAGAAGUCCACAAAUGCAUCUGCUCCUGCAGAACUGCCCGCGCUUGCACUAUCUGAGGAAGAGACUUUGAAAAGUAAAGGCGAGUCUGAGGAGAAACCUCAUUCUCCGAAAGCUGCUGAGACACCCCCUUCAUCUACAUCUCCCGUUACUUUAGAGAAGCCUGUUUUGGAAAAGGAGGGCUCUGACAGUAAAAUGGCUCUACUGGAAGAGAGCAAAGUAGAAGAAAAAUCCAGCCCUGAAAAACAAGAGGAAGAGCCGGAAGCUGCCAAGACAGAACCAGAGACAUCAGAUGAUGCCCAUCCUUCUAACCUAGAGGACUCCUCAGAGGGUAAAAAGGAAUCUCCGCUACCCAAGAGCAAAUUUAAAUAUAAACUAGUUUCUGAAGAAGAAAGCUGUGCCACAGAUAAUAAAGAAAUAACUUCUGAAAGGCAGAAAGAAGGCAUUAAAUUAACAAUCAGGAUCUCCAGUCGGAAGAGGAAGACAGAAACACCGCCAGAAGAGGUCAGCAUUGGCCGCACAUUAAGGCGAUCUCCAAGAAUAUCCAAGCCUAGUCCAAAAGUUGUGGAGACUCGAGAUCAGAAACCUGACAAAAAACGACCUGAAGAGGAAGAGGAGAAACCUGCAGCAGCGCAAAAACCGGAACGAAAAGAAGAUGCAAAAAAACAAGAGAAGGAGUCAAAUUCUAAGGUGAACAAGAGAAGCAAAGUUCGGUGGACGGGUACGCGAACACGUGGCAGGUGGAAAUACUCCAGUAAUGAAGAAAGUGAGAACUCGGACAGUGAAAAAAACUCGGAGGAGGAGGAAGAAGAAGAAGAAGAGGAGGAAGAAGAGGCUGCACCUGCUGAUGACGAUGAGCCGUGCAAGAAGUGUGGCCUUCCCAAUCACCCUGAGCUGAUUUUGUUGUGUGACUCUUGUGACAGCGGCUACCACACAGCCUGCCUUCGCCCUCCUUUGAUGAUAAUCCCUGACGGAGAGUGGUUCUGCCCACCUUGCCAGCACAAAUUACUCUGUGAGAAAUUAGAAGAACAAUUACAAGAUCUGGAUGUUGUCUUAAAAAAGAAGGAGCGCGCAGAACGCAGAAAAGAGCGAUUGGUGUAUGUGGGUAUCAGUAUUGAGAACAUCAUUCCACCUCAGGAGCCAGAAAUACCUGAAGGUCAGGAAGAAAAGAAGAAAGACUCUAAAAAGCCAAAAUCAAAGCUGCUUGAAAGGAGGUCUACCAGAACCCGAAAGUGCAUAAGCUACAGGUUUGAUGAAUUUGAUGAAGCAAUUGAUGAAGCAAUUGAAGACGAUAUCAAGGAGGCUGAUGGAGGAGGCAUUGGCAGAGGCAAAGACAUGUCAAAUAUCACAGGUCACCGUGGAAAAGACAUUUCCACAAUCCUAGAGGAAGAAAGGAAAGAAAACAAGCGACCGCAAAGGGCUGCUGCAGCACGACGCAAGAAACGACGGCGACUAAACGACUUGGACAGUGACAGUAACCUGGAUGAGGAAGAGAGUGAGGAUGAAUUCAAGAUCAGUGAUGGGUCUCAGGACGAGUUCGUUAUAUCAGAGGAAAAUCUGGAUGAGAGCGAAGAUGACCCACCAUCAAACGAAGACAGUGAUUCGGAGUUCUGUGCCCGCAUAUCCAGGCGACACCUCUCCAGGCCCAUGAGGCAAAGCAGGCGGUUACGAAGGAAAACAGUCAAGAAAAAAUAUUCUGAGGAUGAUGAAGAUGAAGAUUCUGAAGACAAUUCAAGCAGAGAAUCUGAGAGUGGUGAAUACACAGAUUACAGUGAUGAUGAUUACCUGGAAACUAGAAGGAGAAGAUCAAGACGGAAUCAGAAGAGACAAGUUAAUUAUAAGGAAGAUUCAGAAAGCGAUGGCUCACAGAAAAGUGUCCGAUAUGGGAAGGAGUUAAGAAGAGUUCAUAAACGCAGGCUCUCCACUUCAGACAGCGAAGAGAGCUACACAUCCAAGAACUCAGAAGAUGAUGAAUCUACGAAGGAGUCAAAGCGAUUGAUUCGGAAACGUCGGCGAAGUACAGACGGCUACUCUGAGGAAGAAGGCGAGGAUGAGGAAGAUGAAGGGAGGCCUGUCCGCAAACGGCUGAAUCGAAUCGAAACAGAUGACGAAGAUAACUGCGAAAAUGCUAAUGAUGACGCAGAAAACCCCGCUCCUGCAAAUAAGCUGCCAGCACCACAAGCUCCUCAAGACAACACCAAGAAGCACUGCUACCGGAUAGAAAGCGACGACGAAGAUGACUUUGAUAACGUAGGGAAAGUAGAGAGCCCUUUGGACUACAGCCUGGUGGACUUGCCUUCCACCAACGGACAGAGCCCAGGUAAAACCAUUGAGAACUUGAUUGGCAAGCCGAGCGAGAAGACCCAGGCCCCCAAGGACAGCACGGCCAGCGCCAGCCUGGCGCCCAACGGGACGGGGAGCGGGCAGGAAGUGGUAGGGCCGGAGGAAGAUGAAGAUGAACUCUUGAGAGUGACUGACCUUGUUGAUUACGUCUGUAACAGUGAACAAUUAUAAGACUUCCAUUUUUGUGCUAAUUUAUUCCACGGUAGCUCAUACCAGCGGGCCAGUUAUUAAAAGCUGUUUUAUUUUUCCUAGAAAAUUCUCCACUACAGUAUCACUUUUUAGAAGCAAGAAUUUCACCAGUCCUGCAGUCUUUCUGUGAAGUGACCAGUUUUGAACUUUGAAGAUGAAUUGCUGUAAAUUCCCUCUCUUACCCCCCCUUCUCCUUCCAAGUCCAUGGUCCUGGGUAAUUUCACUCACAAAAACCUUAUAACAACAAGAGAUUUGUAUAUUUUUGACUUUAUAUUUCCUGAGUGCAUACAAAUUUGUGGAAAUGGGUGGCCUAAGAAAGCAUUCCAAAUCGGUCAGGGCCCAAAUGGGAACUGGGGUGGGUUUGGCUCAAGGGGUGGGGGGAGUGUGCAGAAGCACUUGUGCUUUAGCUUUUUCAUAUGAGAUAUAUAUUAUAUUUAAAUGUUCACAACUUAGAUUACAACUUAACAGACAGUUAAAAAAAAAAUUAAUGUCUGUACUGUCGCAUUUUGUGAGUUGUAGGUUAACAUACCAUAGCUCAUUUUAGUAAUCACCUUCAUGGAAGCAGUUUGAUUUUAAUACUGGAGGCAAACAGAAUUAUUAGAGGCCAAGAAGGUACCAUAAACAAGAACUCUACUAUCCAUUAUGACUUGCAGACUUUCCUAAUAAACAUCCUUUAAAGUGUUUGUACAGUAAAGUGUACUGUAAUGAAGUUUUUGACAGUUGAAACACGCUAGCCAUGAAUUUAUAAAGCUGUCUCAUGCAUAGUUCAUCAGACAGUCUUCGAUGCACAGUGUCUAGUGGGAGGACGUAUCGAUGUGAACAGUCUGUAAGUUGGACGGCAUCUUGACGUGCUGCAAACUUUUACAGACAAAAGAACCCUGCGGCAGCUGCCUGGCCACUCGAGUUUCACCGUCUGUUGGAGUAUUCUGAAUGAAAUGCGUUUGUACGAACGGCAUUGACCACAGAAUGACAGUGCAUCAGAGGAGUGAGGGAUAUUCAAAUAAACCGUGACUGGUCCAUUCAUGUCCUUAAUAUCUACUUCAAAUUGAAGUAAACCAAUGGAACAGUUUUCCUUUUGGAGGUUUUCUGUUUGGGGUUUGUGUGUGUUUUUGUUUUGAUUUUACUUAUCUGCCUGGAUGUAUUAGCAGGUUUUGAAUGUAGUGUUGGCCUUUGGCCGUUAGAAUUUUCUUAAAAUACAUUUUAAUAAUUGUCAUGUGACCAACUGAUUUCAAGAAGGCAGUAUUUCUGAGAGAAAACGCUUGACUCCAAGACAUUUCAUCAACUUUUGAGUGGGCAUGAAAUGAUAACGUGCUUUUAUUCAAGAAAAAAAAAAAGAGACAACAAAAGGAGAAAAAAAAAAAAAAGAAAACCCAAGACGGGGCACAUAAAGAGCAGAGCUGAAAUUUGUUUUGGGUAGCAUUCAGUUUUCUCUUUCCUCUAAUGAAGAUGCAGGCUAUAGCGUUUGUAUGUGUUGUAGCACCCAGACAGCUCAAAUGGAUCUGCCAAACAUUGAAAUCCAAAAAGGUCACAUCUAUUAAUCCUUUUGCUCUGAGAUUUGGAUUUUUGACUGGUGUUUUAUGUCCAUUGCCGGCAAUGGAUGCACCAAAACUGCUGCUGCCACCGAGGAGUGAGUUCUCCUUCCCUGCCCCACCUGACUCCCUUCCAUUAUAUUGUAUUUACUGGUCAGUCAUUAAGCACUUCUGUUUUCUUGUAAUAAAACCGGCAUUAGGCCUUUACUAAAUACCUCUCUAGAAAACCUAGAUCCAAAAAUUGCCUACCUUCUGGCCUUGAUAGUCUUGUUUUUGUUUCCCCACAAGUUCUAUCAGAACCACUUCGUGACUUACUCAUUUGGGUUCUAGCAGUGCACAUAUCCUGCUAUAAAACUAGAAUCAGCAGAGCCGCAAAAAGAUGGAACUCGCUCCUAAUCUGCUGUGCUAAGCAAGCUUGUGAUUUAAAAAAAAAAUGAGAAAUCACUCUCUUUCUAAAUGAGAACUUAAUCUUCACUGGAAUUAAGUAUUUUUCCACCUUACUGAUGCUAAACAGUUUUCAUGAGCGGAUACUAAAACAGGGUAGCGAAAAGCCACAGAAGUUUAGAAUGAGUUCUUAAAAGCACAUGUAGCAUUUUAAGCUACUUUAGUGGGUUUUUUUUUCUUAGGUGAUGCAUAAAUGUAGUCCUUCUACACUUCUAAUAUAUUUGUGUUUUAAAACAAGCAAGAACAUACAGCUUCCACUUCUCAAUGUUAAUAAUUGCUGAGCAUUUUUAAUGCUUGCAGUGCAAACUGAUUCGCGUGCAGCAACACUGUGCAACCGAUGGUUUCUCAUUUGUUUUGGCAGUGCCAUAAUCGUUUUUGCUGCCUGAUGGAGCGUUUUAGUAUCUGAUCAGUGCUGUAGCAAACAUUCUGGCUUUGUAGAGUCAACCCCAAAUGUUAAAUACUUAGUGGGCAAGUAAUUGUGAAUGUAGGAGAGGAGUUACAGUACUGAAUGUAGCAACCAGGGAAAAACUGAGCACUGAGUUAGGGAGCGAUGUAAAAGCAGGAAAGCCCAGGAAGCUGAAUCGGAGCGUUGAAGCUUACGUCAGGAGCGCCGCGUUUUGAAAAUGCGGGAUGACAAGUUGUUACCAGAUUCUACUUUCUAUAGGUCACUUUUUCAAAAACGAUUUUCCUGUCUUCUAAGGAGUCACCUUCGGUACCUGAGACAGCUUCAUCCCCCAGGAUCCAGAGUUCCCCCAUAGACCAGUGAGAACGUUGUGCUAGUAAAAACUGCAAAAAAAUGCCCUAGAAAGACUUAAUGUUUUCAAACUCUUAUUUUUUCUCAUUUCUAAGGCUUCCUGCUUGCUGGAAAAUGUACGGUCUCCUAUUUGGAAAGACGACAUUUUCUGAGGUGAGGCCAGCUGACUGCCACGCAGGGUUCAUGCUCUUACAGUGUGUGUAUGUGAUUCCAGAGUGGAAAUGUCCUCCUGGUGUCCUUACAGUCUUGUGCCCUUCUGUACUCGUCGUGAGAUCAGGAGUUGAACGUCUUUGAAUAGUGAUCUUCAGGCGUGGCUUUGGACUAGCAGAAAGCUCAAACCGUAUGAGAAACAGAGUUAAAACUGGCCAGGGAUUAUUUUUUUAACAUAAUGGAUUUAAAAGUACAAGAACAAGCAGCUCUUGGCUGAACAUGUGAAGCAUUUAUUCAAUAAACUCUUGUUUAUUCCACACAGGUUGUCACUAGAAACUUUUAACUGCAAACUCUUCAGAGUAUAACUGAUGGAGAAGAAAGUGAAUUGAUGUUGAUGUACAGUUUCAGUAUCAUUGGUGAGGGGAAGAACCUAUAAAUCGAGUGGAGGAACACUUUUCUUGUGUCACCAAGAUAAACGAUGGCUAUUUGCUUUCUCGCGUGCAGCUCGUGUGACUAUUGGCGACACAAGGUGCACAGUAGGUCCGCUCUGUAGCUAAUGAACGUGGUGCGUUAAUCUAACCAGAAGGGUGGUAGAAUUAAGAACUCGGUUUCACCACAGUUGCUGUCUUCUAGUUAUUGAGUCUUUUAAACCUCAGCAUAUUCUUGAUUCAAAAAUGGAAAAUGACAUCACCAAACUACCAGAAAAGCCUUUUGUGUUGAAAUCUUGUAGGAAGAUCAGUGCUGAACAAUCAACUCUUGGAUAGUUUGACUUUAAUAUGUUGAAUUACAUUACAAAAUUACUGCAUCUGACUGAUUUUGAAGAAAAGAUCGCUCAGUUCUGACAGCACUUGAGAGAAACAUGCUUUUUUCUAAAUUGCUCAUUUAUCAAGUAUGUCACCUUCAAGAUUUCUGUGCAACGGUGUGUCUCAGUCACUCUUCACAUAGCGGGAGCUAAUGACUUAGCUGGACCUGUUUUCUGUUCGCUUCUGUUUCCAAAUUGCUGUGUCUGAACUCUUGGCGAGAGACCUUACUCAGAGAACCUCAAGGGUAAAACCUGUAUGUUCACAAAGAAAACCUGUAGGGUAGUGGUACACUUGUUCUGAUUUGUCUUCACAUCCAUCAUCUGAACUACGUUGGUGUCCAGAUGCUGCGACUGUUUAAUAAUUUUAAUAGUUCGUUGUCAGGGUGUCCAUUUUAUACCUCUCUUUUCAGGUGCUUGUAACUUAGUUUUCAAUGAUCUUCAGUAGGAAGGUCUGGUCUAAACUUGCAAAUAAUUGUUUCAUAUUACAUAUUUUCACAACCUUCUUUUAUGAAAAGUAAACAAGGAAUUUCUGUGGCACCUGCUUUUUUAAUUCACUUUGUACAUGGUGAUUUAAAUAAGUUAUGGCAGUAAUGCUAGCCCCCAGAACUGGUCUGACGAAGAGAUUUGUACCAUCUAGUUAAAAAUGGCAAUACGUAGGCCUUAAAUUGAUUUUGGUACAUGUGCAGUGACUACUAUUCACAAGCUUGUAACAUGGAGAUAAUGUGCAGCGCGCACCCUAGAUAUGUAUUUACAUUUGUCGUACGCUUCCGAUUCACUGGGUUUAUAAAAAUCCUUAAAUAUAUAAAUAUAUAUAUAUAUAAGGUCAAAUAUCUUCAACCAAACCAGUAACUUUCUGAAAAAAAAUUGUGUUGAAUAUGGUGGGGGAAACUCCAGCAAUUCAUGUGAAGGAGCACAAUUCUGCAGUUCCUUAAGCAUUUAAAACUUCUGUAGAAGCAUUUAGGAGAGCAUCUGAAGUAAGGAUUUGCAGGAUCAAGCCCACGUUUCCUGGUAGUCUUUUCUUCCUCCCCUUCCCUAACAGUUGGGGUAGGGACUAUAUCUCACUUAAUGUUGGAAGGCAGAAAAUCAAAACUCCAACAGAAAUGAUCCUUUUUUUUUUUUUCCAGUAUAUACUGAUGUAAGAAAAAUUCUAUAUGACUAAUUUUUGGUGCUUUACAGUUGAGUACCCAAUCUAAGACCUAGCGGAGAGAUCUGGCUUCAGAAGAAUUUAUCAGUUGAGAAUUAUUUCUGAAGCUAGGCACCCAGCAGUUGGGGUACUGAAGAUUACUAGUCGCUUCUGAAAACACGCAUCACUUACCAAGCUCUUAUUUUAGAUUAGGUGUAACUAACUGAGAUAGUUCCAAACAGCAAAAAGGUGUGCUUGGGAACUGAUUGUCCCAAUGCUUCAGAGUAAUUUAACUUAUUUUGUAUAUUGCAAAAGAUGUAUAUUGCUUAGUAUGACACUUAAAAAAAAAUUGUUGUACAGCUUCUGGGGGAAAAGAAUAGAACACUCUAAAGUAGAUAAGAAGUUUUUAUAAUUGAGUAUGUGGUGUAAAGGCUCCAGAUUUAACUGCAAUUAAAAGGAAGUCCUACAACUCGGGUUCUUGACUAUCAUUUUGUAAAUGCUGGCACCCCGCGCCUGAGCUGAGCAGCAGGAGAGGGGACACGUGCUUAAUGAAGGCACGCGUGCCUGCGAACCUAUCUACUAUUGCUACGUAUAACCCCAAAGGUUACUAACGAGAACUGAACGGUAGAGUCGCUCUGUUCGUUCAGUUGGUUUACUUUGUGCACUUUGCAGCACUUUGUGUAUAGUCAGUCUCACUGGUUCCCCAGGUGCAGACAGAGUCGCUUUCUCCUGCUGUUCGAAUGCUCUUUCGAAUAACAGCAGGAGAUGGGGAAUGGAUGGAGGGAAGCGGAAGGGAAAAACGUGUAUGCAAACCCAGGCCAUUUGCAAGACAGGCCUUGGACAGGCCUAAAAACUACUUCUGACUCGCCCUUUAAAGACUGUAUUUCCAAUGGAAGGUCUCCAUUUAGGAGAGUCAUCCCGCUACCCUCCUUUUCUCAUCCUGACCUUCGAAGUAACAGGGAAAUCUACUUGAGGUCUCUUUCCUUGAGGGAAUCGGUAACGUUCCAUCAGCGCAAUGCGGAUAUGGAGAAAAUUAGGAUCAGUCCAUAGAGUAUUAUGACAAUGUUUGCCUCUGGGGACGUUGGUCGGAGUCCGCACAGUUUGCUUUGUUGUUUGUUCCUCUUACUGUGUCCCACACAACUUAAACUUAGUCUGUCUGAAUUUGACAUAAAUGAUUCCAUGGGGAUAAAGUCCUUCUAAAACAUAUGAUAGGCCUAGUUACCAGUGCACCAUUUGUUAGGUAGAGCAGUUAAAAGUCCUUAAUAGAUACUAAUCUGCUACUCAAGUUAGUGGUAGAAAAGGAAAUCAAAUCAUAAAGCUAUAAGCCUUGUUUAGCUUUUCAUUUCAUACUCGUUAUAUGGACUCUAAACUCGUGUACAGUAUCUUAUUCCUAUACUAUAUUCAUUAAAAUGGUACUCCUCCCCCUAACCGGCAUUAAAUCGAUUUGUCAUUAAUGCCAGUGCUGUUGCUAGUUCCUCCCUGUGUUUCACAACCCUCCUCCAGCAGCCCGGAGAUGGUAUGUGACUGAUUGAAAAGCGUUAACGUCACCGUUCUCGGUAUGCACGACAGUUCUCACGUAGGCACAGAUCCUGUGUAUUAGACAAAGAUCGGGUAUAUUCCUUGUCCCAGGUAACAUAGAACAGGUUACUCGCUAGCAGAGUGGCUAUCCUCCGAUAUUCUGUGAGAAUUAGAUCAAAUCUGCCAGACAGGUCUCUUAAAAUUCAAGUACUUACAUGAAAUACAGUUUUUGUCUUAUUCCUGUGUGCUGUUUAUACAUUUGCAAAGAAACCUUGAGUUCCUUAAAAAUGGUCUCAUUCACAGUUGGCCUCAUUUUUGUUUUCUUUCUCUAAAGAGUUAAGGUGGUAAAGUUCCACAAGCUGAGCUCUUCAUGUAGAGCUUAACCCUUGUGUUUCUUGAGCCCUGAACCUUGGUUUUUCGACCUCUUUAAUCAUGACUUGCUAUGAUAUCAAAGGGAAAGGACUGAGGGGACGCACACUGUGUGUGUGUGUGGGGGGGAGAUAUGUUGGAAAAACUGGAAGUGUUAUUCUUGUUGCACAUAAACCGGGUGGUGCUUUCACUGUCUUCCCCCACACCCCCCACCCCAGUAAUAUCACGUGCGUGUAAAACAACGAUGCAUUAAACCCUUUUUAAAUGGAAGUCAUGGUGGCCUCAGUGCUCAAAGGGUUAACUGCAGUUUAUUAACAGCUAAUGUUUUUAGAUUUGCAGUACACAACUGUUUAAAUACUGUAUUCCUUGUAAAUGAAGUAAAAAAAUAAUGUUAAGGCUGGUGCCAAUAUUUUUGUUAAUGACUUGUUCAGCGUUGUCUCUCACUACAGUCUGGUCAGAACUCUUUGUGUAUAAGCUGGGCCUGAAGCCAUUUUAUAGCUUGUAGGCCUAAUUGUGUAACUUUUCUUUCAUAAUGUUUUUGUUAUAAUAUCUACUGUCAUUUCUUUCAUAUAAAUAUGACAUGUAAAUUGUCAUAAUAAAAAAAUUGAAAUAACUUGA
Molecule: messenger RNA, 11867 nt
Organism: Phalacrocorax carbo (great cormorant)
Lineage: Eukaryota; Metazoa; Chordata; Aves; Suliformes; Phalacrocoracidae
Source: RefSeq, a predicted model, not a curated record